GCACGAAACUCCAGCGCAAGACUCACCGUGCCGCCGCGAGCCCCGCUGUGCCGUGGAGCGGAGAGGAUCCGCGGGCGAGAGCAUCGCGCGUGGGACCGAGCGCCCCACCAGGCUGAUUGUCCUAGCGGAGCUGGGCUGUGAUUCUUAGUGAUCCUGUGGCUGAGGUUGGCUCCUUGACCGUGGGGCAGCCGGACACGUCGCCUGGAGUGAUACUGGGGCGCCUGCCUGCUAGCAGCUGGGACUAAAAACCCGUCUUCAGAGACCUAAGAGAGCUCUCACCCGGAGCGCCAUCGCCGUUGGCCUUCUUUGUGCGCCGCCCAGACCCCCAGCUCCCAGACGGGCCGCCCGAGCCCGGGUACAAAGCGGUCCCACCACUGCCCGCCUCCCCCGCACUCGCUCCAGCUCGUUUCCCAACUCGGUGCCGUCAGGCCGCGGUAGGAUGAUCGCCUCGCAUCUGCUCGCCUACUUCUUCACGGAACUCAACCAUGACCAAGUGCAGAAAGUCGACCAGUAUCUCUACCACAUGCGACUCUCUGAUGAGACCCUUCAGGAGAUCUCUAAGCGGUUCCGCAAGGAGAUGGAGAAAGGGCUUGGAGCUACUACCCACCCCACUGCUUCAGUGAAAAUGCUGCCCACCUUUGUGAGGUCUACUCCAGAUGGGACAGAACAUGGAGAGUUCCUGGCCCUGGACCUUGGAGGGACCAACUUCCGUGUGCUGUGGGUGAAAGUAACGGACAAUGGCCUCCAAAGGGUGGAGAUAGAGAACAAGAUCUACGCCAUCCCUGAGGACAUUAUGCGGGGCAGCGGCACCCAGCUGUUUGACCACAUUGCCGAGUGCCUGGCCAACUUCAUGGAACAGCUACAAAUCAAAGACAAGAAGCUCCCGCUGGGUUUUACCUUCUCCUUCCCCUGCCACCAGACUAAACUAGAUGAGAGCUUCCUGGUCUCGUGGACUAAGGGGUUCAAGUCCAGUGGUGUGGAGGGCAGAGACGUGGUGGCUCUUAUCCGGGAGGCCAUCCAGAGGAGAGGGGACUUUGAUAUUGAUAUCGUGGCUGUGGUGAACGACACAGUUGGGACCAUGAUGACCUGUGGUUAUGAUGACCAGAACUGUGAAAUUGGUCUCAUUGUGGGCACGGGCAGCAAUGCCUGCUACAUGGAGGAGAUGCGUCACAUCGACAUGGUGGAGGGCGACGAGGGGCGGAUGUGCAUCAACAUGGAGUGGGGGGCCUUUGGGGACGACGGCACGCUCAACGACAUUCGUACUGAGUUUGACCGGGAGAUCGACAUGGGCUCGCUGAACCCCGGGAAGCAACUAUUUGAGAAGAUGAUCAGUGGGAUGUACAUGGGGGAGCUGGUGAGGCUGAUCCUAGUGAAGAUGGCCAAGGAGGAGCUGCUCUUUGGGGGGAAGCUCAGCCCAGAGCUCCUCACCACAGGCUGCUUUGAGACCAAGGAUGUUUCAGAUAUUGAAGGCGAGAAGGAUGGCAUCCGGAAGGCCCACGAGAUCCUUGUACGGCUGGGCCUGGACCCAACACAAGAGGACUGUGUAGCCACUCGCCGGAUCUGCCAGAUUGUGUCCACACGCUCAGCCAACCUGUGUGGGGCCACUCUGGCAGCAGUGCUGCGGCGCAUCAAGGAGAACAAAGGAGAGGACCGGCUGCGCUCCACCAUUGGGGUCGAUGGCUCCGUCUACAAGAAACACCCCCACUUCGCCAAGUGUCUUCACAAGACUGUGCGGCGCCUGGUGCCUGACUGUGAUGUCCGCUUUCUCCGCUCUGAGGAUGGCAGUGGCAAGGGGGCGGCCAUGGUGACAGCAGUGGCCUACCGGCUGGCCGAUCAACACCGAGCUCGGCAGAAGACCCUAGAGCCUCUGAUGCUGAGCCAUGAGCAGCUGCUGGAGGUCAAGAGGAGGAUGAAGGUGGAAAUGGAGCAAGGCCUGAGAAAGGAAACGCAUGCCAAUGCCCCUGUCAAGAUGUUGCCCACCUAUGUGUGUGCCACCCCUGAUGGCACAGAGAAAGGUGACUUCUUGGCCUUGGACCUGGGGGGGACGAAUUUCCGGGUCCUGCUGGUACGCGUGCGGAAUGGGAAGCGACGUGGGGUGGAGAUGCACAACAAGAUCUACUCCAUCCCGCAGGAUGUCAUGCAUGGCACAGGGGACGAGCUCUUUGACCACAUCGUCCAGUGCAUUGCUGACUUCCUCGAGUAUAUGGGGAUGAAGGGCGUGUCCCUGCCUCUGGGAUUCACCUUCUCCUUCCCCUGCCAUCAGAACAGACUGGAUGAGAGCAUCCUCCUCACGUGGACAAAAGGCUUCAAGGCAUCUGGCUGCGAGGGCGAGGAUGUGGUCACCCUGCUGAAGGAAGCGAUUCACCGGCGAGAGGAGUUUGACCUAGAUGUGGUUGCCGUGGUGAAUGACACAGUUGGAACAAUGAUGACCUGUGGCUAUGAGGAUCCUCACUGUGAAGUUGGCCUCAUCGUUGGUACGGGCAGCAAUGCUUGCUACAUGGAGGAGAUGCGGAACGUGGAACUGGUGGAAGGGGAGGAAGGGCGGAUGUGUGUCAACAUGGAGUGGGGCGCCUUUGGGGACAAUGGAUGCCUAGAUGACUUCCGCACUGAAUUUGAUGUGAUGGUGGAUGAGCUUUCCCUCAACCCUGGCAAACAGAGGUUCGAGAAAAUGAUCAGUGGCAUGUACCUGGGCGAGAUUGUCCGUAACAUCCUCAUCGAUUUCACCAAGCGUGGACUCCUUUUCCGCGGUCGCAUCUCAGAGCGACUCAAGACACGGGGAAUCUUUGAAACCAAGUUCCUGUCUCAGAUUGAGAGUGACUGCCUGGCACUGUUGCAGGUCCGGGCCAUCCUGCAGCACUUGGGGCUUGAGAGCACCUGUGAUGACAGCAUCAUCGUCAAGGAGGUGUGCACUGUGGUGGCGCGGAGGGCAGCCCAGCUCUGUGGUGCAGGCAUGGCCGCUGUGGUGGACAAAAUACGAGAAAAUCGUGGACUGGACACCCUCAAAGUGACUGUGGGCGUGGAUGGGACCCUCUACAAGCUACAUCCUCACUUUGCCAAAAUCAUGCAUGAGACGGUCAAGAGCCUGGCUCCGAGAUGUGACGUGUCCUUCCUGGAGUCCGAGGAUGGCAGCGGAAAGGGGGCGGCUCUCAUCACUGCUGUUGCCUGCCGCAUCCGUGAAGCUGGACAGCGAUAGAGCCCCUGAAAUUGGAAGGGGCUUGCUCUGCUUCCCUCUCUUCCCUGUUGUAAUUUUAAACUAUAAGGUCCCACCCACUUGUGCCAGACACUCUUGGCUUUUCCUCGGCACAGAGGAUCCCGUCAGACUGGGUUUUGCCUCUGCAUAUACUCACUGUAAAGUGUGGUGCCCAAGCCUUGGCCCUCCCAAGAUAAAUACAAUUUGAAGUAAGGAUUCGUUCACACCUGUCACAACCAUCCCUAUUGGUUCUCUUAAAAAUUCUUUAAAAUCCUACCCCCCUGGCCAAAUUCCAUGUCCCUAUAUAAUCCUAUAGGAUGAGGACACUAAUGUAAAGGCUCGGUUGCUUCAUCUUGGAGCCUGAACUUGGCAUUUCUAGGGGGAGAGCACCCCCCCAGCAAGGAUAUUGUUACUGUUUCUUCCAUCAGAGGCUGGGGAAGUCCCCACUAACUUGAGCCCGAUUCUCCUACAGACAGGACAUGGCAGGGAGGGGGCGACAAUGAAGGGGAAUCCAUGAAUAUCCACCUGGAAGCCCCUCUUUGACCUCAUCUACGAGCAUUUGCCCUGUGGAUUCCUGGAAUCAAGGGGUACAGCCCUGAGUCUGGGCGAGUGAAACCAAAGCCAAGAGUUGACAGCGUUCUGCAAGUGGCUGGCCACGCAUCUCACUGCAGAAUUAUCUAGGAGCAACGGACCUUUGGGGGAGCGGCGGCUUUCUGUUUGUUUUUUAAAAUUUUCCUGCAAAAGUGGAAAACACUGUAUUUUUCAUUGUAAUUUAUGUUUGGAAUUUGUUUAGUUUGUGAAGUAGAUCUGCACCUUCAUCUUGACACUGUAUGUAAUGGUCGGUUGUAUGCAAUGUAUUUAUAUGUUAAUUUGCUAUGUAUAUAGAUGUGCAGGGACUUGUCAGACUGGGCCUCAUCAGCAAAUCAGUGGGGUUAAAGGAUGGAAGGUGAAGAUACUGCCUGGUUACUAGAAAUACCUCAUUCACCUGUGGGGAAGUGAAGAGGGACCUCUUCCAGGUGAGUGACGAGCAAAGCGGCUGCUCCCUGGCCCCUCCUUCCCCUGUGGACUGGGAUGUGGAAGGUGAGGACGAGCGUCAGAGGCUGGGCCAUCACUGAAGAACCACAGCACCUUGCUGCUGUGUCUCGAGCCUUUCCUGGCAAUAUUACAUAUGUUCUUAACCAAAGGAAACGGGAAUCAUUUCAAAUAGACUCCUUUCUUAGAAGCCUUUAUUCUUAGGGCAAUCACUAGUAUUUUCAAGCUCUCUGACAGGAUAAAGAUGCCACCGACGUUUUAUUUUUAACUGUGUCUACUUGCUCAAAAGCAAAACAAUCAACAACAACAACCACCAAAAACCUCAGGGACAACAUUUUUGGCGUAUUUGUGCCCUUCUGGCAAAUUUCACUUUGGGUUGGUUUAGCAAAUGUUUGACAAAAAGUGUUGUCUGUGUGCUUCCCUAGGCUGCGCUGGCAUCAAUCUGCUGAUCCAUUUGUGUGUCUUUAUACACAGUAUUGAUGUCACACUGCUGGGAGGGAUGGGAGCAGCAUAAAAGCCUCCGUACCCUACUUCCCAAGAGCCCAGUUAAUUCUGAAUCUGAAAGCCCUCUUCUGCCCUAAAAUCCACACACCCACACUCUUAGGGAAGCUGCAUACCACACAAUGAAGAGGGAAUGGCCUUGUAGCACUAUUGAAUAGGAUGCAAGGAUCAAAACAGAAAGGUAGAGAGAAGCUCACAACUCAAUAGCAUCCAAUCUGUGCACAUUUACCAAAGUUGUAUGAGAAAAAGAUCUGAUUAUAUCAUUUUUGGAACAAGGUGGGUUAUGAUGCAUGAAAACUGUGUACAGCACCAGGUUUACCCAGGUCCUCCUGGGAAGUAUGGAGGGAAGAGGGGCUGGCCCUUCUCAUUUGUUCCAGUCUCACUUCACCUGUCUCGUGUGACCCCCUCUGCCAUCUUCCGUCUGCACUAACUGAUCCGAAAUGUGGAUGCCUCUUAACUACACAGAAGCCAAGAGACGCUUCUAGAUUUGUAUGUCACUAAAGUGUGCCCAUGAAAUAGAGAUGAAUUUUUAACUUUGAAACUUGAAUAUUAGGCACCUAUGAAGUUACACAUUUAAAAAAGAGAUCUGUGUGUGUGUGUGUGUGUGUGUGUGUGUGUGUGUGGCUAUUAAGGAUGUGCUGUUGAAAAUGCAAUUUGAAUGUUUGUGUUCCCAGAAUUAGCUGACAGCCCUUUGCUGUUGCUGCUUUGCCUGAUGUAAAUACUGCAGAUCUCGAUCUUUGACCCGGAUGUGUUGAACAGCAGGUCAUCUCAAAUCCUUCCUCAUUCAGCCUACUGGAGAUGUCAUUCUGUAAAAUAAGUAACUAGCUGGAUUAGCUAUGUGAUGUUAGUUAUUAUUAAUAAAUUUUUAACAUUUUAAAAAAUA
Messenger RNA from Loxodonta africana (African savanna elephant), 5606 nucleotides. It is a transcript of the gene HK2, whose product is annotated as hexokinase 2. The transcript is spliced from 18 exons. Gene Ontology annotation, biological process: glucose metabolic process; glucose 6-phosphate metabolic process; carbohydrate phosphorylation. Gene Ontology annotation, cellular component: mitochondrion; cytosol. The record is from RefSeq and is a predicted model, not a curated record. NCBI's taxonomy places the organism in Eukaryota, Metazoa, Chordata, Mammalia, Proboscidea, Elephantidae. Gene Ontology annotation, molecular function: D-glucose binding; glucokinase activity; fructokinase activity. The coding region runs from base 440 to 3193 and encodes 917 amino acids.